Messenger RNA from Symphalangus syndactylus (siamang), 5390 nucleotides. Its product is annotated as dynamin-like 120 kDa protein, mitochondrial. Lineage: Eukaryota; Metazoa; Chordata; Mammalia; Primates; Hylobatidae. Gene Ontology annotation, biological process: endocytosis; mitochondrial fission; peroxisome fission. Gene Ontology annotation, molecular function: GTPase activity; microtubule binding; GTP binding. Gene Ontology annotation, cellular component: microtubule; mitochondrial intermembrane space; cytoplasm. The record is from RefSeq and is a predicted model, not a curated record.
GGGCCUCUUCCUGGGUCAUUCCUGGACCGGGAGCCGGGCUGGGGCUCACACGGGGGCUCCGGCGUGGACGACUCGGCGCCUGCGUGACCUCCCCGCCGGCGGAAUGUGGCGACUACGUCGGGCCGCUGUGGCCUGUGAGGUCUGCCAGUCUUUAGUGAAACACAGCUCUGGAAUAAAAGGAAGUUUACCACUACAAAAACUACAUCUGGUUUCACGAAGCAUUUAUCAUUCACAUCAUCCUACCUUAAAGCUUCAACGACCCCAAUUAAGGACAUCCUUUCAGCAGUUCUCUUCUCUGACAAACCUUCCUUCACAUAAACUGAAAUUCUCUCCAAUUAAAUAUGGCUACCAGCCUCGCAGGAAUUUUUGGCCAGCAAGAUUAGCUACGAGACUCUUAAAACUUCGCUAUCUCAUACUAGGAUCGGCUGUUGGGGGUGGCUACACAGCCAAAAAGACUUUUGAUCAGUGGAAAGAUAUGAUACCGGACCUUAGUGAAUAUAAAUGGAUUGUGCCUGACAUUGUGUGGGAAAUUGAUGAGUAUAUCGAUUUUGAGAAAAUUAGAAAAGCCCUUCCUAAUUCAGAAGACCUUGUAAAGUUAGCACCAGACUUUGACAAGAUUGUUGAAAGCCUCAGCUUAUUGAAGGACUUUUUUACCUCAGGUCACAAAUUGGUUAGUGAAGUCAUAGGAGCUUCUGACCUACUUCUCUUGUUAGGUUCUCCGGGAGAAACGGCGUUUAGAGCAACAGAUCAUGGAUCUGAAAGUGACAAGCAUUUUAGAAAGGGUCUGCUUGGUGAGCUCAUUCUCUUACAACAACAAAUUCAAGAGCAUGAAGAGGAAGCGCGCAGAGCUGCUGGCCAGUAUAGCACGAGCUAUGCCCAACAGAAGCGCAAGGUGUCAGACAAAGAGAAAAUUGACCAACUUCAGGAAGAACUUCUGCAUACUCAGUUAAAGUAUCAGAGAAUCUUGGAACAAUUAGAAAAGGAGAACAAAGAAUUGAGAAAAUUAGUAUUGCAGAAAGAUGACAAAGGCAUUCAUCAUAGAAAGCUUAAGAAAUCUUUGAUUGACAUGUAUUCUGAAGUUCUUGAUGUUCUCUCUGAUUAUGAUGCCAGUUAUAAUACACAAGAUCAUCUGCCACGGGUUGUUGUGGUUGGAGAUCAGAGUGCUGGAAAGACUAGUGUGUUGGAAAUGAUUGCCCAAGCUCGAAUAUUCCCGAGAGGAUCUGGGGAGAUGAUGACACGUUCACCAGUUAAGGUGACUCUCAGUGAAGGUCCUCACCAUGUGGCCCUAUUUAAAGAUAGUUCUCGGGAGUUUGAUCUCACCAAAGAAGAAGAUGGAAGUGAACUUGCAGCAUUAAGACAUGAAAUAGAACUUCGAAUGAGGAAAAAUGUGAAAGAAGGCUAUACCGUUAGCCCUGAGACCAUAUCCUUAAAUGUAAAAGGCCCUGGACUACAGAGGAUGGUGCUUGUUGACUUGCCAGGUGUGAUUAAUACUGUGACAUCAGGCAUGGCUCCUGACACAAAGGAAACUAUUUUCAGUAUCAGCAAAGCUUACAUGCAGAAUCCUAAUGCCAUCAUACUAUGUAUUCAGGAUGGAUCUGUGGAUGCUGAACGCAGUAUUGUUACAGACUUGGUCAGUCAAAUGGACCCUCAUGGAAGGAGAACCAUAUUCGUUUUGACCAAAGUAGACCUGGCAGAGAAAAAUGUAGCAGUCCAAGCAGGGGUAAGGCCUGCCAUGAUUCAGCAGAUAAUUAAAGGAGAGCUCUUCCCAAUGAAAGCUUUAGGUUAUUUUGGUGUUGUAACAGGAAAAGGGGAACAGCUCUGAAAGAUUGAAGCUAUAAGAGAAUAUGAAGAAGAGUUUUUUCAGAAUUCAAAGCUCCUAAAGACAAGCAUGCUAAAGGCACACCAAGUGACUACAAGAAAUUUAAGCCUUGCAGUAUCAGACUGCUUUUGGAAAAUGGUACGAGAGUCCGUUGAACAACAGGCUGAUAGUUUCAAAGCAACACGUUUUAACCUCGAAACUGAAUGGAAGAAUAACUAUCCUCGCCUGCAGGAACUUGACUGGAAUGAACUAUUUGAAAAAGCUAAAAAUGAAAUCCUUGAUGAAGUUAUCAGUCUGAGCCAGGUUACACCAAAACAUUGGGAGGAAAUCCUUCAACAAUCUCUGUGGGAAAGAGUAUCAACUCAUGUGAUUGAAAACAUCUACCUUCCAGCUGCACAGACCAUGAAUUCAGGAACUUUUAAUACCACAGUGGAUAUCAAGCUUAAACAGUGGACUGAUAAACAGCUUCCUAAUAAAGCAGUAGAGGUUGCUUGGGAGGCCCUACAAGAAGAAUUUUCCCGCUUCAUGACAGAACCCAAAGGGAAAGAGCAUGAUGACAUAUUUGAUAAACUUAAAGAGGCCGUUAAGGAAGAAAGUAUUAAACGACACAAGUGGAAUGACUUUGCGGAGGACAGCUUGACGGUUAUUCAACACAAUGCUUUGGAAGACCGAUCCACAUCUGAUAAACAGCAGUGGGAUGCAGCUAUUUAUUUUAUGGAAGAGGCUCUGCAGGCUCAUCUCAAGGAUACUGAAAAUGCAAUUGAAAACAUGGUGGGUCCAGACUGGAAAAAGAGGUGGUUAUACUGGAAAAAUCGGACCCAAGAACAGUGUGUUCACAAUGAAACCAAGAAUGAAUUGGAGAAGAUGUUGAAAUGUAAUGAGGAGCACCCAGCUUAUCUUGCAAGUGAUGAAAUAACCACAGUUCGGAAGAACCUUGAAUCCCGAGGAGUAGAAGUAGAUCCAAGCUUGAUCAAGGAUACUUGGCAUCAAGUUUAUAGAAGACAUUUUUUAAAAACAGCUCUAAACCACCGUAGCCUUUGUCGAAGAGGUUUUUAUUACUACCAAAGGCAUUUCGUAGAUUCUGAGUUGGAAUGCAAUGAUGUGGUCUUGUUUUGGCAUAUACAGCGCAUGCUUGCUAUCACCACAAAUACUUUAAGGCAACAACUUACAAAUACUGAAGGUAAGCUAUUAGAGAAAAAUGUUAAAGAGGUAUUGGAAGAUUUUGCUGAAGACGGUGAGAAGAAGAUUAAAUUGCUUACUGGUAAACGCGUUCAGCUGGCAGAAGACCUCAGUAAAGUUAGGAAAAUUGAAGAAAUGAAAAAGGAGCUCACAUGAUUUUGUCUCAGGAGAGGCUCUUCCAGGAUUCUUUGGAGAUACGGUGGAUUCCAUAGCUGGAGGAGGGAAGGGACAGGAUGAGCCUGUGGGUGUAGAAAGGAAGUGAGUGUUUGAAAGAUGAUGAGAUGUCAGCAGGUCACAGAAACCCUCUGAAGGAGGCUCCAACUGGCCAGGCUGGGGACAAUUUGGGCCCCAAAAUAAUGACAGUAACAAAUUGUAACUCAUUGAACGAAAUAGGAAUCCAUACAUUGGUAAUUACAUAAAUAAGGGAAUAAAACCAUUGAUGCAAAAAGGGAUGUUUAUGUCAUCACACAAAAUAUGUUCUCAGAAAAUAUGUACUAAUUACAAGAGGGAAAACAGUAACUUUACAGUGGAUGAAGCCUGGCAGGUGGUCAGAGUUAAUAUUAUCAGUAAUGGUCAGAUCAAAACCAUAUGCCAUCCUCUAAAAUGCAAGAAGAUCCCUGAAGUAAAUAUUUAUAUAGGUUGAACAUCCCUAAUCCAAACAUCUGAAAUUCUCCCAAAUCUGAAACUUUCUGAGCACCAACAUCACAUUCAAAAGAAAUGUGCUAUGGAGUCAGAUCUUCCCAUUAGGGAUGCUCAGACAGUAAGUAUAAUACAAAUAUUCCAAGGUCCGAACAAGCCCGAAAUCCAGAACACUUCUAGUCCCAAGGAUUUCAGAGAAGGAAUACUCAAGCCGUGUAUUAAAUAUGCACACACAGGAAAAGGUAGGCACAGAUACAAAGAAAUUUAAACCAUAAUGGGUCAUCUCAAGUUAGUGAGCUCUUAUUUCAAUCUCUUUGUACUUUCUAAAAUGAGUAUGUAUUUCUUGAAAAAUCACUGAAACUGGCUGGGCGUGUUUGUUCAUGCCUGUUGGGGAGGCCAAGACAGGUAGAUCACCUGAGCUCAGGAGCUCAAGACUAGCCUGGGCAACGUGGCAAAACCCCAUCUCUACAAAACAUACAAAAAUUAGCCAGGCAUGGUGGCAUGUGCCCGGGAGGCUGAGGUGGGAGGAUCACCUGAGCCGGCGGGAGGUUGAGGCUGCAGUGAGACGAGAUCGAGCCACCACAUUUCAGCCUGGGCAACAGAGAUGAGACUCUAUCUCAGACAAACAAAAACAAAACAAAAAACCCAAACCCGGAAACAUUAAAAAUAGACUUGUGCUAAGCGAGUGAAGUGUGAUUUCUAUACACUACCAGGAAGUGGCCUUCAUGAUAAAUCCUGAAAAUGACCUACUGCCUGAAUCACAGACACACUAGAUGAUAGUGAGAGUCCAAAGGUAACCUCCACAGACACGGCUAAAUGAUUAUACGACUAUCUCUUACAAGCUAUGAAAAGCUUAAGGGUAAAAGCUUUCUAUCUUCAUUAUUUCUGAAUCUCAAUGCCCAACGGAAAUGCCACACGGGUGAACUGCGCUUGUGUGGAACAAGGCUGCAACCCCCCUACCACACCCUCGGCUGGCUGUUCCCAGGAUGCUGCUUACCACAGCCCCUCCUCAAUUCCUUUUCUUCUUUCUUUCUUUUUUUUUUUUUUUUUUUAAGAGACGGAGUCUCGCUCAGUCGCCCAGGCUGGAGUGCAGUGGCGCCAUCUCGGCUCACUGCAAGCUCUGCCUCCCGGGUUCAUGCCAUUCUCCUGCCUCAGCCUCCUGAGUAGCUGGGACUAAAGGCGUCCACCACUAUGCCCGGUUAAUUUUUUUGUAUUUUUAGUAGAGACGGGGUUCCCCUCCUCAAUUUCUGCCCUUCUCUGCUUGCUCAGUGCCCAGGGGAUGCUAAGGGCUGCACCACAUCCCCUCAGCUCGCCUGCAGACGCUUCCAGUUGGCCCAGCCCAUGAGAGGAGAGGGGAGGGGUCUCUUCCGGGCUCCCUUGGCAUGGGACUGGUUUCUGGUAGUGGCUGUGUCCCCACCCCACAGAUGCUGACUUUCUCGCUAGGUCCACAAUCAUCUCCUCCCCUGCCACCAGGCCUUGGACACUUGCUCCUGCCCAGGGACUUCCAUCUGGCCCACAUCAUGGAGCAACGCUUCCUUAAGGCUCCUCUGAACCACCUGCAGGCACUGGAUUCUGUCUCCAGCCCGAAGCCUGACUGCGUCAGAGUGCCUUUUUCAGUGGUGCCUCAAAUCUGUCAGGAGUUGAUUUAAAUCUGGCCUGCUCCUCUCCGUUCACCAUCAGCAAGGCCGGCCUGCAGACCUGGGUGGGGCCGUGUGGGUGCUGGGCUAUGGUGAGAACGAGCUCCACACUGACC